Molecule: messenger RNA, 524 nt
Organism: Cherax quadricarinatus
Lineage: Eukaryota; Metazoa; Arthropoda; Malacostraca; Decapoda; Parastacidae
Source: RefSeq, a predicted model, not a curated record
AGUCCGGGAUGAGGCCUGCAUGACCAUCGCGGCAUUUCAGUGUCUCUUUCAGAGUGCAUCUGAGUUCGGCGCUACCAAAGCAAUCCAGUCUGAGAGUGGCAAGUGGGAACUGGAAGGCGAACUGAGGGAACUGGAGGAGCGAGUGGCCGGCCUGGAAGCUGAGGUGCGCCGACUGGAAGCGUGGAAGAGACAGAUUGGUCGCAGAUGGGAGGAGAGAAGAGAGGUGCAAGUAACACUCUUCACAGAGGAGCUGGAGUGUCUACAACGAUCAGAGAAACAAUACCAGGUGUUGAUUGAGACUCUUCUGGCCAGCAGAAACUCCUGAGCAAACAGCAUCCCGAUGUUCAUAUUUCGGAAGUUCUUCAGGAACUGUUUUUCCAGCGCUGCUUUUAUGGUCUUCGUUAAUUAUCUUACUAUUAGGACUGAAGGAGAGACUUGUUAGUUAUCUCUGUAUUAGGACUGAAAUAGAGACUUGUUAGUUAUCUCUGUAUUAGGCUGAAAUAGAGACUUGUUAGUUAUCUCUG